Messenger RNA from Lytechinus variegatus (green sea urchin), 2601 nucleotides. Its product is annotated as cell surface glycoprotein 1-like. The record is from RefSeq and is a predicted model, not a curated record. The transcript is spliced from 10 exons. NCBI's taxonomy places the organism in Eukaryota, Metazoa, Echinodermata, Echinoidea, Temnopleuroida, Toxopneustidae. Bases 1 to 2601 code for a protein of 866 amino acids.
AUGCAUGCCUGCAUGCAAUUGCCCCAAGGCGGGACCCAGCCACGGUCGGACAAGGCGUGCAUCGGUAGCAUGGAGCAAGGUAACAUCCCCACAGCGUGCUGGGCGCAAACUACAAUGACUGCGAGUUCAGCAAUUAGUACAAAGACUGAAGGUACCACAACAGCUGAUACAACAACAAAACAAACUGGAUCAGCUAAUACAACAGGAACUACAUCACUAGAUACAACGCAAGAAACUGCACAAGCUUAUAAAACAACGGAAGAGACUACUCCAGCUGAUACAGCAACAGAUAAUACUACACCAGUUGAUACAGCAACAAAUGAAACUACACCAGCUGAUACAGAAACUGAAGAAACUACAUCAGCUGACACAAAAGCUGAUGCAACAACUGAAGAAAUUAGACCAGCUGAUGGAACUGCAUCAGCAGAUACAAUAACUGAAGAAACUACUUCAGCGGAUACAACAGAAGAAACUACACCAGCUGAUACAACAACAGAACAAACUACACAAGCUGAUACAACAACAAAGGAAGAAACUACACCAGUUGAUACAGCAACAUAUAAAACUAAACCAGCUGAUACAACAACAGAAGGAACUACACCAGCUGAUAAAAUAACAGAUGAAACUACAGCAACUGAUACAACAACUGAAGAAACUACACCAGCUGAUACAACAACUGAAGAAACUACACCAGCUGAUACAACAACUGAAGAAACUACACCAGCUGAUACAGCAACAGAUGAAAUUACCCAGGCUGAUAUAACAACGGAUGAAACUACACCAACAUAUACAACAACUGAAGAAAAUACAACAAUAAAAGAUACUACACCAGCUGAUACAACAACUCAAAAAACUACUCCAGCUGAUACAACGACUGAAGAAACUACUCCUGAUGAUACAACAACUGAAUUCACUACACCAACUGUUACAACAACCGAAGAAACUACAUCAGCUGAUACAACAACUGAAGAAACUACACCAGCUGAUACAGCAACAGAUGAAAUUACCCAGGCUGAUAUAACAACGGAUGAAACUACACCAACAUAUACAACAACUGACGAAACUACACCAGCUGAAACAACCGAAGAAACUGCACCAGCUGAUACAGCAACAGAUGAAAUUACCCAGGCUGAUAUAACAACGGAUGAAACUACACCAACAGAUACAACAAUAAAAGAUACUACACCAGCUGAUACAACAACUGAAAAAACUACUCCAGCUGAAACAACGACUGAAGAAACUACUCCUGAUGAUAGAACAACUGAAUUCACUGCACCAACUGUUACAACAACCGAAGAAACUACAUCAGCUGACCCACCAGCUGAUGCCACAACUGAAGCUGAUAUAACAACGGAUGAAACUACACCAUAUUACACAACAACGAAAUUUACUACACCAGCUGAUACAACAACAGAAAAAACUACUCCAGCUGAUACAACUACUGAAGAAACUACUCCUGAUGAUACAACAACUGAAUUAACUACACCAACUGUUACAACAACCGAAGAAACUACAUCAGCUGGCAAACCAACUGAUGCAGCAACUAAAGAAACUACAGCAUCUCAUACAGCAACUGAAGAAACUACACAAGCUUAUACAACAACUGAGGGAACUACACCAGCUGAUACAACGACUGAAGACACUACACCAGCAGAUACAACAAAAGAAACUACACCAGCGGAUACAACAACGGAAGAAACUACACCAGCUGAUACAGCAACAGAUGAAAUUACCCAGGCUGAUAUAACAACGGAUGAAACUACACCAACAGAUACAACAAUAAAAGAUACUACACCAGCUGAUGCUGAUAUAACAACGGAUGAAACUACACCAACAGAUACAACAAUAAAAGAUACUACACCAGCUGAUACAACAACUGAAAAAACUACUCCAGCUGAAACAACGACUGAAGAAACUACUCCUGAUGAUAGAACAACUGAAUUCACUGCACCAACUGUUACAACAACCGAAGAAACUACAUCAGCUGACCCACCAGCUGAUGCCACAACUGAAGCUGAUAUAACAACGGAUGAAACUACACCAUAUUACACAACAACGAAAUUUACUACACCAGCUGAUACAACAACAGAAAAAACUACUCCAGCUGAUACAACUACUGAAGAAACUACUCCUGAUGAUACAACAACUGAAUUAACUAGACCAACUGUUACAACAACCGAAGAAACUACAUCAGCUGGCAAACCAACUGAUGCAGCAACUAAAGAAACUACAGCAUCUCAUACAGCAACUGAAGAAACUACACAAGCUUAUACAACAACUGAGGGAACUACACCAGCUGAUACAACGACUGAAGACACUACACCAGCAGAUACAACAAAAGAAACUACACCAGCGGAUACAACAACGGAAGAAACUACACCAGCUGAUACAGCAACAGAUGAAAUUACCCAGGCUGAUAUAACAACGGAUGAAACUACACCAACAGAUACAACAAUAAAAGAUACUACACCAGCUGAUCUGAAACAACGACUGAAGAAACUACUCCUGAUGAUACAACAACUGAAUUCACUACACCAACUGUUACAACAACCGAAGAAACUACAUCAGCUGACACACCAGCUGAUGCCACAACUGAAGUAA